UUCUUGGUUUGCUCGUGGGCUCCUCGGCUGCGGUGACCGGGCCCGGCGGGUUGUGGGUGUGGGGUCCGGCGGUGGUGUGACUUGGCAGCAUCCUAUCAGGCUUCAGCCUCCUCUUCUGGAAACACACACACACACACACUUGUGUCCUCGUUAUUCUCGUCGUCCGUUUCCACCACGGUGACGUCAAACUCGGCCUUUUGCUCCGGAGCCAGACCCACCUGUGGAAAUGUACAUUUGGGAGCUCAGAUCCGGAUCCAACGGUGGGUGGUUCACGCAGGGCACCCUCUGUCAUAUGGAGGCGGGUGGAAGAGGCCUCACCUCUGGCGCGAGCUCGCGCGUGCAGAGGCGGGACGCGGAACCGCGCUGCGCCUUUUCAUCAUCCAAAACAAAAAUCUUAAAUAAAAAUGUCAAUAUUUGUGUAAAGAAAAACACUGUCGUUUAUCUAUGUUUUUCAAUGUGUGUGCGUGGGAGUUCGACUUCCCGUGUGUUACUGUGGGCGUCCAUCCGGUGUGUGUCUCCGUGUGGUUGCGUCUUUUGUUAAGUGUGUGGAAAAGUUGUUUCAAGAUUCAAGAGGUUUAUUUGUCACACAUACACUUAUACGCGGUACAACGCAUGGUGAAAUUCUUGUGCGCCUUGUAUAGCGAUACCUGUGGGGACCAAUUCGAAGUUUAAGCUUCAAUUUGAGGACAAAAACUUAAAAAUGGGUUGGUCAUUAUAAUCGGUUUUGGACCGCGAUCAAAUUAGUUGGAUGUUCGACGGAUAUUCUUCACCAUAUGCUUCACCUUAGGCGGCGUUGUUCGGUCUGUUUCACCGGAAAAGCGGUCGCUCCUCUCGGAGGCGCUCUCUCACUAGCAGCAGUCGAAGUUAAGGGACCGUCCACAAGUUUUCAGUCGUGAAAUUGUCAUUAACUUCAGCGAAAACGUUUGCACUAUUUCUUCAAUAGCAUCUAGAAAAAGUGUUCAGAUGACUUCAGUGAUUGUAAGCUGUCACCAGACAUGUGACGCAUUAGAGACGGUAACUUUACUGUCAUGAUUUUGUUGUUGUUGAUAUAUUCAUUUUUCCCACUAUUUCUUCACUAGCGUUUAGAGAGAUGAAUCCAAAGUAAAUUAUACCGUUCAGAGUCCUGGUUAAGGUGAGCCAUUUGUUUUGGAUGGUUAGGUUUUGAGCGAGAGGCUGGGGGAAGAGUUAUGCAUAAAGAUUGGAAUACAAACGUGUGUGUACAUGCUCCAAGAGACACAUUACUAUUUCAUUUGUUUUGUUUUUGUCGACAGUGUCUUAGCGUGCUUCAUGUUUUGUGAGUCGGUGUGUUUUGGUGUGAAAGACUGUGCUGCUGUGUGGUUGGUGUGUGUUUAUUCAUAUAGGUGUUAUUGUUGUGGACUGUUUUUUAUUCUUUUUUUAUCAAAAAAUCUGAUACUAUAAAUUAAAUUUUCACGUGACAAGCAGCUGUUAGUUCUGAUGCGCGAACAUGGCCACCAAUGUUUUUUGGGUCAGUGGGUUCUGCUCUAAUUUCAUACUGAAAAUAAGGAAACAGAAAAUUUAAAAUUGUAUUUUUUUUCUCCCCAAAUAAAAGACCAGAGGACCAGAAUGUAUCGCUCCAGGCUUCUGGCUCAACCUUUCUCCGCUUCACCUAAGUUUGUCUGUGCCAGAUUAGCCGAGGACCAGGUUGAGGUUUUUGUUGUAACAAGGUCACGGAUCAACUUCAGCACCGCAGCAAAUGGGUGCAGCCGACCCUCCCCCCCCCGCACCCAUCCAUCAAUGGUCAAAGAGCCUCUUAUGUGCGAUUAUAUAAUGCACUUUUUCUGGACACAACAUGUGGCUUGAGUGUGCGUCUCUUCUCAGCCCCUCAGCCUCAUGUCGCUGACCCCCAUCGUCCCCCGUGAGUGCAGGAGGAGCACAGGCUGGAGGUGGAGCUGGCCUCCUCACCUGAAAGCAUUCUUUGUCAGGAGCUGCCUUAUAAUUCCCUCUCGGACGCAGCAGGCUCCUCCAGACCUGAUCCUCCGACGCCGACCAUGACACCCGCCAUCACCCUGCUGCUCCUGGCGGCCUCACUCUCCGCAGCGCUGGCCCAAACCAGCAACAGCGACAGCAAGCCGCGUGCCAACUGGGACGAGCCCAUCCGCUUCAACACCAAGUCCAAAGACGCCUGCACCAUGGUGGUGACCCCGGCCGGGGACCUGACCCGUCUGCGGGUCUCCUGCAAAGGCCAGGACCCGGCUCUGUCUUACUACUGCGACUUCCAGGGGAGACCCAACCUGUGCCGGCCGUACACCAACAACCCUCGCCACUACUUCACCCAGCUGAGCUGGGAGCUGAGGAAGCUGAGCCACGCCUGCCAGGGGCCCAAAAUCCUCCGCCCGUUCAUGUGCAAGAGGUUCUCAGACGAAGCCCAGAUGACCUUCCUGACCUCCUGGCCCAAGUCGGCGACUCUUAAACCGCUCAAGUCCGGCCAGGAGACCCGCAAGCCGGUGGCGGUGCCGCCUCAACCCAAGCCAGCUGCUACUGCCAAACCAGCCCGACCUCAGCCAGUCAGACCCGCAGCGGGCAAAGGCCCCCAGGUCAAGAAGACCACUCCCAAGCCCGCGAAGACCACUACCGCCCGACCCUCGGAGGUCCCGGAGAGCGAGGCCUCCCGCCUGGCCAAUGAGUACUGCUGGAAGAGCUUCCAGGGGAUCUGCAGCUACGUCAUCGGCUGGUUCCAGUGAGGAGGAGGGAGAAAGAGUCCAGACGUUCAGAGCUGGAGACACUGAAGCGUCCGGCCUUGGAGUGAGGCUCAACACUUCAAAUGAUAAAGGACUUGUGCGGCUGGUGAUUGUGUUUGUUACGUGAUGUUAUGAGAAUAAAACCAUAAAG
Messenger RNA from Synchiropus splendidus (mandarinfish), 2850 nucleotides. It is a transcript of the gene fgfbp2b, whose product is annotated as fibroblast growth factor binding protein 2b. Gene Ontology annotation, molecular function: growth factor binding. Gene Ontology annotation, biological process: cell-cell signaling. The record is from RefSeq and is a predicted model, not a curated record. NCBI's taxonomy places the organism in Eukaryota, Metazoa, Chordata, Actinopteri, Syngnathiformes, Callionymidae. Bases 2010 to 2702 code for a protein of 230 amino acids. The transcript has 2 exons.